Molecule: messenger RNA, 2044 nt
Organism: Aaosphaeria arxii CBS 175.79
Lineage: Eukaryota; Fungi; Ascomycota; Dothideomycetes; Pleosporales
Exons: 2
Coding region: 318-1982 (554 amino acids)
Source: RefSeq, a predicted model, not a curated record
CUGGCGGUAAAACACUCGGCACGAGCCUCUAUCAGACAUCCACUGUACAGAGUACUGCAUACGAGUAGUAUACUACCUAUCUACCCGGACAUCCCUGGUCAUUCAAUUGCUGCAAAUCAUACACGGGUCCGACCUCAACACUUGAAGGCAUCACAAUUUGUAUACAUAUACAAAUUCAUAUGGGCAAUAUCAUUGCGCACUCGCCUACCUCCGAUCUACUUGACUAGUCGUCUUCUUCCGUUGGCCAAAGUGUAUCUAUAUUUGGCGGCUCGACCAUAGAAAUUACCCUCGCCUCAAUACAUUUAGUAUUCUCUAAUAUGGGCAUACCGGGUCUCGCGACAAGUCUCGAGCCAUAUGCGGCACGGUUCACUUCUACUGAAUUGGGUGGCCAUUCUGCAAUCCUCGAUGGUCCAGCUUUUGCCUACCAUGCGCACAAGCUGGCCUCAGAUACCAACAGUACACGUCCCCCAACCUACGCAGAAGUCCAUGCAAUAGCUAUUCGUUGGCUAAAUGCUUUGGAGACCCUCAACAUCAAGGUGUCUGCGAUCCUAUUCGAUGGCGCUUUGCCGAGCUCGAAGAAGAAUGAGAGGUUUGCAAGACUGCAACAGAUGAUCAAGCGCAUGGUUCAGCUUCGACACUCUUGUCCCGCGACAGCUUGUCCGGUUCCCACCUCACUCGGCUCCAUUGCUUUUGCGUUUCUCGCACCAUCUCUCAUGGAAGCCUUGCAGCUGACCAAAUAUGCCGCGUGUACUCGCAUUGUGCCAGGCGAAGCGGAUGACUGGUGCGCGUACUAUGCUAAGAAGUCACCGCGGAGUGUCAUAUUUACGGGCGAUACUGAUCUCCUUCUUUUUGACUAUCCGCCUGAGACCGUGCUAAUAUUCUUCAAGGAUGUCCUUGGCCUCGCCAUUUCAGACUUGAAAGCGUAUUCACCAUCCCAGUUGUGCCAACGUCUAGAACUGAAAAGUCUGGCCACGUUGGCAUAUGCCAUUACUGUAGACCGUUGGAAGACCAUGAACGAGAAUAUCCAGGUUGCUCGCACUUGCGACCUCUCGUCCGAUUCUUACAUAGACUUUAGUAGGCGAUACCAGCACAUCGUAGCACCGUCACCCACGGUAGAGAAGACAGGCAUAACUUCUGCUUUGCAAUGCCUGGAUGUCAGAUUCUCUGAAUUUGUACACCAGGCCCUUGCACCACCCGAACUGGCCCCGGACGUAUACCUGCCAUUACUAUUUGAGGAUCCGAAUGAGGCAUCUGCCUGGAAACUGGGACUAGAUGUUCGGUUGCUCGCAUACUCGUUAGUGAUGCCCCAGCCAAAGAAGGUAGUUCGUGAGUACACACGGCGAGCACAGGAUGCUGCGGUCCAGGUGCACUCCCUUCCCGUGCCAGAUGCAGCCAGACUCGUCGGAGCAAACCUCCUUGACACUCUCGCAGCAUGGAGUGUGCCAGAGUUAACUGCCCGGCAACGCUGGUAUCUGGUUUCUUUCAGGAUCUCCACGGAGUCCAUCAAACCGCCGCACUCUUUUCUCGUAGAGCGCGUUAUUCAGGACGAUUUCGACAACACCUGGUCCUAUGUCCACUUGAAUGCUCGCUUGCAGGCGACCCUUUACUCUUUAAGGAUGCUGAAGCAGAGUAUAGAGAUCUGGUCAGGGAUAGACCAUGAGCAUACGGAUCCGACUAUGUGUGAAACUAUAGAAGCCUUGAGGGGUUCCCUGAGUACGCUCCCUUCUAUCGCUGAUCUCUUUGGCGUGCCGGGUCAGUCCUCGUCGCCACCCGAGACUAACGCGGACCUACAUCCGAUCAUCAAACAGGUCUAUCAAUCCGCGGGCAUAGACCGGGAAGACCUGUUCGAAGAACCCAAAUCGAAGAGGCAGAGGAAGAGAGAAAAGGAGAGGAGGAGGAAGGAGGAACGUGCACAGGAGGGUCGUCGAGAGCACAGUAGUAGUAAUAUAUUCAGUCUGCUCCAGCAGAGGAGCAACGCUUGAUGCUCCAAACUGCUUGUCUUAUCUGUAUAUCAUGCGUACGAUGCGAUGCGAUGCAAUGCGAG